Molecule: messenger RNA, 1287 nt
Organism: Prorocentrum cordatum
Lineage: Eukaryota; Dinophyceae; Prorocentrales; Prorocentraceae
Source: the annotation of a GenBank genome assembly
AUGGCCUCGCAGAUCGACUACGUGGCACCCGAGAUUUGCGCGCCAGUCGACCCCAUGGACGAGGCCGAGCUGCAGGCGCAGCACGACGAAGCCUGCGACGAGGUUGCUGAGCUGGCGGGGGAGCUGAGGGCUGUGCAGCUGGAGGCGCAGCAACUGCGUCAACGGCUGCAGGCGGCCGCCAGGUCCCAUGGUGGCGUCCCCGCGCCGACGGCGCUGCCGGCCGCUGGGUCGGCACCUGCGGCAGAGGAGGAGCGGCAGGCCUCCGAUCUGCGGCGGCUGAUCGAGUGGCUCGCGCGCCACGCCGACCUGGCCCGCCCGGAGCUGCUGGACGUGGGGUUCGAGGUGCCCAUCGGCGGUCGCACGGUGCAUCUGCAGCGAGUGGUACAGUGGCCGCUCACCACCGCGCCCAGCGGCGGGAGGCUGCGGCUGACUGCCCCAGCGGAGCUGCAGGAUCGCCUCGGGUCGCUGCUCGCUGCGGCGAGGACUGAGGGCCAUGCGCAGGCUUCGGAACUGAAGGCGAUGGCGGCCGCCUGGGACCUCGUCAGCGGGGAGCUGGCCCCGGCCGGGCGAGCUGUUCCGGAGCCAUCGGUGCUGCUGGCCGAGCGCGGCUCAGACCGGGGGAUCUUGGUAGCCACCUGGCCGACGAGCGAGGCCCUCCUUGCGCUCCCGGCGAAGAGCUCCACGGCGAUCCCCCGCCUCGGGCCCUCCCGAGGCCCCUGCACGCCGGACGCGCCGCUGCCGCUGGCCGCUGCGUCGCCUCCGCAGCACGGCGGCGAGUGGGGCGCGCCUCUCCCGGGCGACCGCGUGGAGGUGGAGUACGAGGGACGCUGGUACGCCGGCGUCCUCCACGCCGUGGGCGGGGAGGGGAAGGCUAGCGUGCGGUGCGACGUGGACGCCCCGGGAGUGCUGACGGUGGCUCCGAUCUAUCGAGUCCGCCAGCUGGGUGCCGAUGCCGCCGCGGCGGCCUCCGCUGCGGGCGCCGCCGCUGCCGGACGGGCGGCGGCGGCGGGCCUUGCCUCCUCGGCGGCUGCGGCGGUGGGCCACCGCCCUGCCGCCGCCGCGCCCGUCGGCCUGCCGUGCGGGCGCGAUCGCCGGGCCGCGGAGGCCACCGCCGAGCCCGUGGGUGGCCAGGCCACCGCCGCGACGGCUGCGGCCGGCGCGGCCGGCGGAGCAGCAGCUGCUGCCCCAGCUGACGGCCGUGUCGGGUGUAGCGUUGGCGCUGGCUCCGGUGGGCACGAGGGCCGCCGCACUCCGGGCCUUCGACGGACACGGUCCUCUGCUCUGUGA